AGAUCUGCGAGAUGGAUCAGCGGAGGGGAUGACGGAAUAUAGCGUCGCGACGACGAGCGUCGAAUUUAGUCUCUACUCUACCCGGCAACACCGUUCCAAAAUCACUUCUUCAAUACAUUUCCACUCCGAAAACACAAUACACAAGACACAACAUGCCGCCCCGUAACAAGGAACAGGAAGCCGAAAUUCUAGCAUGGAUCGAAUCAGUGACUGGAGAGAAACUCCCAGCUGGAAAUUACGAGGACAUCCUUAAGGACGGCGUAGUUCUUUGCAAUCUUAUCAACAAGCUCGCCCCUGGUUCAGUGAAAAAAAUCCAAACGAAAGGAACGAACUUCCAACUAAUGGAGAACGUCCAGAGGUUCCAAGCGGCGAUUAAAGCCUACGGCGUACCACAAGAAGAAAUUUUCCAGACCGCAGAUCUCUUCGAGAGGCGAAACAUCCCUCAAGUAACACUUUGCCUUUACGCCCUCGGCAGAAUCACGCAAAAACACCCGGAGUACAAUGGUCCAAGAUUAGGACCGAAAAUGGCUGAGAAGAACGAGAGAGAAUUUACGGAAGAACAACUCCGCGCAAGCGAAGGCCAAGUUAAUUUACAAAUGGGAUACAACAAGGGCGCAAGUCAAAGUGGUCACGGUGGAUUCGGCAACACCCGGCACAUGUAAAUUAUAUUAUCUAUAUCAUAUAUCGAUAAAAUUUAUCGACCUACAUGCAAUGCACGCACACAUUAUGUAUGUAUAUACACGCAUAUACCACCUAUACACAGACCCGUAACAUAUAUUAUUAUAUGAAUAUUUGAAAACGAAAACAUCAAACCGGGAUCCCAAAUUUAUUUAUGACGAGAUAAUGUUUAACUGACGAAUUAUUCCAUUGUAAGAAAAAAGAAAAGGAAAAAAACGGAUCCAAAUUUAAAAUGUUAAUAAAAUCUUAAUUCGAAGUUGAAAACAUCCCGGUGACAAAUAAAAUAGUCACAAAAAUUAGGCACAAAUUACAAAUACACGAUUACAUAUUGUACGAUGCGUUACACCAAAGAGACUCACAUUCGUUUACUAUUAUACAUAUGUAUACACGCCGAAAAAGGAAGAAAGAACCAUGCAUAUACGUAAUUUCUUUCUCGUUGUUUGAAUAUUGUAUUAUUUUCGGUUACGGAUAAAAAUCGCAAUAUUUUAGCAUCGUUGCGAAUUAGGCUGAUAUACCACAAUUACACCUACCCUUUAACACGCACAUACACACAUUACAUCUACAACACACACACACACGCACACGAACACGAACACGAACACGAACACGAACACGAACACGCACACGCACACCUACAAAUCCACACCCACACACACAAUCUACGUAAAAAAAACCACCAUCUACGAAAUUAUAUGCUGUAUACAGAAAAUGUUACACGAGUCAUGCGAUAAUUAAGAAUCUACCUAAACGUACAUAAUUUGACUUUACACCAAACGAACUAACAGUACUCAUUACUCAUAUAUCGUUACUUUCUACUAUACUACUCUCCAUUUCUUUAAAAUUGUUAAAAUAAAUUUAUAGUUACAUUUCUAAAAGCACAAUGAGUUUCUUCUUCAAACACUAUAUGAUACACUCUGCAUGUUUAUUCACCAUUUCUAUACCUGUACUAAUUUCAAUAUACACUACCUAUGCGUUUUCACACAUCUUAUUAACAAUGUUGUUUGUAACAAACACCAAAUAAUACACGCGCGCACAUUUACACAUAAAACACAUACUAUACACAUUCACAAAACCAAAUACACAAGCAUUGUUAAACAAUCCAACACAAGCAUGAGUUUAUGAAUAUGAAUUUCUUAUUAUUCACUAACAAUACACACCCCACAAAUAAUAAGAUCAACUACCCAUUAUACUUAUAACACACUCACGCACAUUUGUUCUAAAAUUUAUACGAAUUUACACAAACACGACACACACAAACACACAAACACACAAAGUCAUCAUUUAGGAUGCACAUACUCACAUUCAACACGCAUGACUUAAUUGAUCUUUGACACUGAGAUUAACUACUCUAAAUCACACACUUUACUUAUGAUUUACUCCUAUACCUCAUAGAAAUGAAAUAUAUGAGGUGCGAUUAUUUGAUGUUGCUUUGCAUAUGUUGUACGACAUAUACGAUUAUACAUAUUGACACCAUGUAUGUAUAACAGAAGAUGAUAAACGCCAUAUAAGUAUCAUACGUACUUAUUUGAGCAAACAAAAAAAAUACACACACUAUACGGGUGCCAACCAUUUUAUUCUUCAACUUUGCCAGAGUCAAAGUUUUACCGUAAUGCAUAAUUAAUGAUCAGGUCUUCUUUAGAUUUUAUAGAUUAUAUAAUUCGCUUGUAUUAUCGUAAAAAGCAUGAUAAAUUUACUUUCCUAAUACCUUGAUAUUCUAUAAUAAAAACGGGCACUGCUAUUUUCUACUA
This is a messenger RNA of Athalia rosae (coleseed sawfly), 2426 nucleotides long. Its product is annotated as myophilin. The coding region runs from base 153 to 662 and encodes 169 amino acids. The record is from RefSeq and is a predicted model, not a curated record. Lineage: Eukaryota; Metazoa; Arthropoda; Insecta; Hymenoptera; Athaliidae. Gene Ontology annotation, molecular function: actin binding. Gene Ontology annotation, biological process: actomyosin structure organization. The transcript is spliced from 4 exons.